AUGCAGGCUGCAAUUUGUGGCGCCACCCGGAGCGCUGUGGCCGGGGCGCUCAGGCCCUGCGGCAGCGGCGGCGCCUUUGGCGGAGGACGCUCCCUGCUGGCGGCACCCUCCUUCAGCCACCAUAAGCUGUCGGGGAGGCACCACACAGCCGCAGCGCUGAGCCGACGUGAGCUUCUGGGCAGCUCUGCCGCUGCUGCUGUGGUGCUGCCACCGCUGACGGCGCAGGGAGCGACCACUGGCGGCACGGCAGGCGUGGCAACAGCUUCUGCGGCAGCAGUGGCACCUGCAGCAGGCGUGCAGCAGCGGGAGCUGACUACAGAGAUCGAUUCAUACGGCGUUGAGCGCCUGGCCCUGCAGCCUGAAGGCUGGAACAGCUGGGGGUGGCGCGGUCAGAAUGUCAACUGGCUGUCAGCGGGCGACAGCGGGCCGGUGGUGCUGCUGAUCCACGGGUUCGGCGCCAGCGUAUACCACUGGCGGUACAAUGUGCCGCAGCUGUCCAAGCACUGCCGCGUGUAUGCGCUUGACUGCCUGGGUUUUGGGUGGAGCAGCAAGCCGGUCGUGGAGUAUGAUGGCUAUGAGCUGUGGACCGAGCAGAUUUCGGACUUCAUUCGGGAUGUGAUUGGCGGCGACGAGCGCGUCGUGCUGGUGGGCAACAGCCUGGGCGGGUACAACGCGCUGGAAACGGCAGCGCGCCAGCCAGACCUGGUCAGGGGCGUGGUGCUGCUGAAUGCGGCGGGGCGGUUUGACGAGGAUGGGGCGGAGGAGGGCGCUGCUGUAGCCACAGAGGAGCAGCAGAGCCUGUGGAGCCGCGUGGCAGAGCAAGUCACCGCCUCUGUCAAGCGCAGCGUCGUGUUUGCAUCCUUCAUCUUCACCAAGCAGCCCGCCCGCAUCCGCCAGGUGUUAAAUCAGGUCUACGAGUCGCCCGCCCAUGUGGACGACGACCUCGUCCGCAGCAUCUCCCUGCCCGCCCAGGACCCCAACGGCCCCGAAGUCUUUUACCGCGUCAUCACCGCGCGCGGCCAAGCCAUGAAUCGCCUGCUGGCAAAGCUGAGCAACAUGCCGCUGUUCCUGCUAUGGGGCGAAAAGAUCCAGCGCUACUACCCCGCCGCCAAGCGCACCGACAUCGUCAGGCAAGCCGCCCACAUCAAGCCCGCCCGCCGGCAUGCCUGCCUGACAGGCUGGCAGGGCUUGAUUGGUCAUAGCCCGCACGACGACCACCCCGAGCUGGUCAACAAGGAGCUGCUGGGCUGGCUGGCCGAGCUGCCCUGA
Molecule: messenger RNA, 1269 nt
Organism: Chlorella variabilis
Lineage: Eukaryota; Viridiplantae; Chlorophyta; Trebouxiophyceae; Chlorellales; Chlorellaceae
Exons: 12
Coding region: 1-1269 (422 amino acids)
Cellular component (GO): chloroplast
Source: RefSeq, a predicted model, not a curated record